CAUCGGGACCUCCCGCUUUCGAGUGCCUCUCCCCGUGAGCCGGCCGGUCUCUCGCCCUCGCUCUCUUCCCCCCGUCCCUUCCUCCCUCCCUGGCCCGGUCUUUCUUCGCCUUCUUCGGAAGGUCGCGGAGCCAUGGCCCGGUCUCGCGCGGAGCGUUACACGGCGCGGGUGCUGCGCCUCCUGUCGCGCGCCUUCCUGGCGCUGCUGGGGCUGGUGGCGCGCGCCUCCGCCCUCGCCGCCCCGUCCCCUUCGCCGGCUACGGCGAGUCCCCCCGCCGCCGCCACCACCACCGCCACCUGCCCCCUGUCCUCGCCCUCGCGCAAGGUCCGCUGCGUCCCGCCGCCCUCAAAUGAGCUGCUCCUCGUCCCCGGGGUAGAACUGGCGCGGCGAAUCCGCCGUAAAGAGGUGACGUGCGUAAAUGUCAUUGAAACUUACAUUGGGAGGAUCAAAGAAGUCAACCCACUGAUCAAUGCAGUUGUCAAGGACAGGUUCGAGGCAGCCCUGCAGGAGGCUCAUGAGGUUGACAAGCUGCUCGCUGAAGGUCAUGAUGACGAAGAGUCACUGCGGGAAAAGUUCCCCUACCUGGGGGUCCCUGUCUCCAUCAAAGAGGCCUUUGCGCUGCAUGGGAUGCCCAACACCUCUGGCCUGGUUAACCGCCGCCACAUCAUCUCUACAACAGAUGCCACAGUAGUGUCACGGUUAAAGCAAGCUGGUGCCAUCCCGCUGGGCGUGACCAACUGCAGCGAACUGUGCAUGUGGUAUGAGUCGAGCAACCGCGUCUAUGGCCGAUCCAACAACCCGUAUGACCUGGAAUGCAUAGUGGGAGGCAGUUCAGGGGGAGAAGGCUCCAUCUUGGGAGCUGCCGGCUCCGUGAUUGGUGUGGGCUCGGAUAUCGGAGGCAGCAUCCGGAUGCCUGCUUUCUUCAACGGCAUCUUUGGACACAAGCCCACCACAGGUGUCGUGCCUAACGAUGGCCAGUUCCCCAUUGCUCAGGGUGUGCGGGUAAAUUUCCUGUGCACGGGCCCCAUGUGCCGUUACGCAGAAGAUCUGGAGCCCAUGUUGAGGAUCAUGGCUGGACCAGGCAUUGCAAGACUGAAGUUAGAUGAAAAGGUAUCCCUGGAGAAAGUAAAAUUCUACUUUAUGGAGCAUGAUGGGGGUUCCCCUUUUGUUUCCCCAGUGGACAAAGAACUCCUUCAAGCUCAGCGGAAGGUGGUAGAAAACCUGGAAGCUAAGCUGGGAGUUGAAGUUCAACACGUGGCUAUCAGCAAGAUGAAGUAUUCGCUUCAGAUCUGGUCGGUCAUGAUGUCUGCCAAGUCCAGCGACAUGCAGAAAAAUCAGAACUUCACUGACCUGCUUGGAGAUCACGGGAAGCCAGUGUGGCCAGUGUGGGAGCUCUUGAAAUGGACAGUGGGGAUGUCUUCACACACUUUUCCAGCCAUUGCGCUAGGGAUAAGUGAGAAGUUUGUGCACUACAGCCCCAAAGUGAACUCUAAGCUGGAGAGCAUGGGGCACAGCCUGCGGACAGAGCUCGUGAAUCUGCUCCAGGACGAUGGCGUUUUCCUGUACCCUUCGCACCCCGUGGUCGCUCCCAAGCACCAUGCGCCUCUGGGAAUGCCCUUCAAUUUUGCCUACACAGCCAUCUUCAACAUACUUGGCUUACCGGUAACCCAGUGCCCCCUGGGCUUGAGCAAAGAAGGCCUUCCCCUGGGCAUCCAGGUGGUGGCCGGCCCUCACAAUGACCACUUGACCCUGGCCAUGGCACGGUACUUGGAGAAGGAGUUUGGAGGCUGGGUUUGUCCUGGCAGAUGCUAAUGCCGCUUGCAUGGGGACCCAGAGACAGCAGGAACUUGAAGGCCACCCCAUCUGCGACAAAUCUAGCAACCGGCCACGGUGUCUGAAAUAGAAGGGGUCUUAGAUGGGAGGAACCAGCCCAUCAUUUUAGCGCUCCCUCUGAUACGGUGGAGGGCAAGCUGUACAUUUAGUUUUUCUCCCUUUCCCCGUUGUGACUGAUGCAAAACAAUUAGGGGAAGGGAUAAGCAGUGGUGAUGAAGGAGCUUCCCUGGUAGCCUCCAUUCUUCACAGGCGCAGCUUGGCUUGAAUGUUUCCAGUCCCCCAGCCCUGGCUGUCUGCUUGACUACAGGACUUUGUAAAGUUCAGGUCUGCGGUGGACAAAUAUGCAGGGCAGCUGUUAACUCUCGCAAGGCAUACGUUGAUAAAUUAGGUAAAUCUCCUGGUGGGACAUGAUACACGGCGUCCAUUCUCUUCUGCUGUAGAGGAGCAGAAUCUUAAAUCUGCUGGGGUCCAAGACGUACUUUGUAUUGGUACGGGGGUUUCUUUUUCCUCUUGCUGCUGAUUGGUCAUGGGUCCUCACGACAUCAUUCCGUUCUCCUGAUUGGGUGAACCAAAAGACAACAUCUACCAUUUCUGUUGGGCCAAACCUAUGCCAUUGCACUGGAAUUAAAGAGAAGCUAAUAUAUUCCGGAACUACUAACGUCUCUAGUGUUGUCUUCAUUCCUAACAGCAGGUGCCUGUGACCGGAUUCUAGAGCUGCUAGUCCUCAUUAAGUUAGGGAUCCAGAUGUGCUUAUUUUGAUCUGAGACCGCAAGGGUAACAAUGUACAUAGGGAACCAGACAGGUGAUAACUGUUUUUCAAGAAUAAGACACUCAGGAAAGUCCGAAGAGAAAUUCAUGGGAGUCACUUAUGUAUCCCUAUC
Gekko japonicus is the source of this 2714-nucleotide messenger RNA. RefSeq names its product fatty acid amide hydrolase 2 (gene FAAH2). The record is from RefSeq and is a predicted model, not a curated record. The coding region runs from base 133 to 1812 and encodes 559 amino acids. NCBI's taxonomy places the organism in Eukaryota, Metazoa, Chordata, Lepidosauria, Squamata, Gekkonidae. The transcript has 11 exons.